Messenger RNA from Ilex paraguariensis (yerba mate), 1694 nucleotides. The record is from the annotation of a GenBank genome assembly. Lineage: Eukaryota; Viridiplantae; Streptophyta; Magnoliopsida; Aquifoliales; Aquifoliaceae.
AUGGGUGAGGUGGUUGAGGAAAGUGGCAUCAACCCACCGGCAAUGGACACAGACUUGGUGGCUCCGGUGGUCUCAGCCCCUCCCAUGCAGAUGCAGUAUAGCACACCAUCGUGGUCCAGGAAACCACUGCUCUCAAUAGAACAUCCAAAUGCUGCAAGCAACGAUAAUAAUAAUACCCUCCAAAACUCUCGCACUCCAAACUUCAUCUCACCCUUGGGUAGCCCUAUAAGGAGAGCUCUACAACUCACCAAGCUUGAUUCUCAAGAUGCUUGGCUUCCCAUCACAGAGUCCAGGAAUGGCAACGCCUACUAUGCUGCCUUCCACACUCUUUGCUCUGGCAUCGGAAUUCAAGCACUUGUACUCCCUGUUGCCUUCACCAAUCUUGGCUGGACGUGGGGGAUUAUUAGUUUGACAGUGGCAUUCAUAUGGCAGCUUUACACCUUGAGGCUUUUGGUCAAGCUUCAUGAAUCCACUGAAACUGGGAUGCGUUACAGUCGAUAUCUCCAGAUCUUCAGUGCUACUUUUGGUGAAAAAAUGGGGAAAAUCUUUGCUUUGUUUCCGAUCAUGUACCUAUCAGGUGGCACCUGCGUUGCCCUGAUCAUUGUUGGUGGUUCAACCUCGAAGCUCUUCUUCCAAAUCGUAUGUGGUGGGCAUGGUUGCUCGGCGAAGCCAUUAGCAAGCGUGGAAUGGUAUUUGGUGUUUACAUGUGCUGCCGUUGUUCUAUCUCAGCUGCCCAACUUAAAUUCCAUAGCUGGAGUUUCCCUAGUCGGGGCAAUCACCGCUAUCGGCUACUGUACAAUAAUGUGGUUUGUGUCUGUGACAGAGGGUAGGCUUGAUGGGGUUUCCUAUGAUCGAGUGAAACCGGAGAGCAAUAUUGUUUGGAUUUUUGGCAUUCUAAAUGCUUUUGGGAUCAUUGCUUUUGCUUUCAGAGGCCACAAUCUUACACUUGAAAUUCAGGCUACCAUGCCUUCCAGUGAAACGAAACCAUCUCACAUACCAAUGUGGAGAGGGGUCCAAGUUGCUUAUGUGAUCGUUGCGGUGUGUUUGUUUCCCCUUGCAAUUGGAGGUUAUUGGGCUUAUGGCCGCAAGAUACCUGAAAAUGGAGGAAUGCUGACAGCAAUAUACGCAUACCACGGGCGCGACACUUCACCAGCUGUUCUGGGAUUAACAAGCUUAUUAGUCAUAGUAAAUGCUGUAAGUUCAUUCCAAAUUUAUGGCAUGCCAAUGUUUGACCACAUGGAAUCCAAGUACACCAGCAGGAAGAACAUGCCAUGCCCCUGGUGGCUGAGGGCGGUUUUUCGGGUCAUGUUUGGUUACGGGUGCUUCUUUGUAGCCGUAGCAAUCCCAUUCUUGGGAAGCUUUGCAGGUCUAAUUGGGGGAAUAGCGGUGCCAGUAACCUUUGCCUAUCCCUGUUUCAUGUGGAUUAAGAUCAAGAAGCCGAAGAAAUAUAGCAUAAUGUGGUGGAUAAAUUGGGGAUUAGGAGUUUCCGGCAUGUUACUGGGUGUUCUGUUGACUGCAGCCGGUAUUUAUGUUGUGAUUGACACUGGCAUUCAAGUUAGCUUUUUCAAGCCUAACUAAUUCAAACAAGGAGGGUGAUGAAGUAGUUUCAUGUUUGUUUUAUGUUUUAUUUAGAUGUUAUGGACAUCAAAUACUAUUUCUUGUAAUGUGUGACCAAUAUUUAUUUAUGAUUAUUA